Molecule: messenger RNA, 2046 nt
Organism: Branchiostoma belcheri (Belcher's lancelet)
Lineage: Eukaryota; Metazoa; Chordata; Leptocardii; Amphioxiformes; Branchiostomatidae
Product: protein-glutamine gamma-glutamyltransferase K-like
Exons: 16
Coding region: 1-2046 (681 amino acids)
Biological process (GO): peptide cross-linking
Molecular function (GO): protein-glutamine gamma-glutamyltransferase activity
Source: RefSeq, a predicted model, not a curated record
AUGGCUGCCGACCGUCCGCUGGUGCUGGUGGACCUCCUCUUCCACAAGGACGAGAACGGGCCCGCGCACCACACCGCGGAGUAUCUGGAGAACGUCGUCGUGAGGCGCGGCCAGUCGUUCUCCGUGGGACUGCUGUUCGACAGGGACGUCGAUCUGGAGAAGGACAAGCUGCUGAUAGAGUUCCAGUAUGGCAACAACCCUCUGCCGAACAAAGGAACCAUGUUACGGCUGCCUGUUGGAGACGCCAAGAAAGGCCAGUGGAGUGCCACGGUCGAAAAGGCAGAAGGCCGGAACGUUAAGGUGAACAUCACGCCACUUGCUGAUGCCAUUGUCGGCAGGUAUCACGUGGUGGUUGAGGCGGAGUUGGCUGGAGAGAAGUCCCGCAGCUUGAGAGUCAACACUCGCAACGUCGUCGUCCUCUUCAACCCCUGGUGCAAAGAUGAUCUGACGUACCUGGAUGACAACGCCAAGCUUGAGGAGUAUGUUCUGAAUGAGUAUGGGUACCAGUACUUCGGUAGCCGGUACAGCAUUGGAAACCGUGGAUGGAACUUUGGACAGUUUGAACCCGGCAUCCCCGAGGUCGUUCUACUGCUGCUGGAGAAGUCAGGACUCUCUGCCAAUGCACGAAGGAGCGCGGUGAACGUCAGCAGGGCCAUGUCGAAAAUGGUCAAUAGUGCGGAUGAUAACGGCGUCCUGAUGGGCAACUGGUCCAACGACUAUUCCUUUGGGACCCCGCCCACUGCCUGGAACGGUAGCGUGGACAUCCUGCUGCAGUGGGGCACUGAGCGCCGGCCGGUGCGGUACGGGCAGUGCUGGGUCUUCUCCGGUGUCCUGACUACAGUGCUCCGCUGUUUGGGCAUCCCGGCCCGAAGCAUCACCAACUUCCAGUCGGCACACGACACUGACGUGUCCAUGACCAUCGACUACUACUUUGACAGGCGUGGCUAUCGUAUGGAGUCAGAAGACUCUGUGUGGAACUUCCACGUGUGGAACGAGGCGUGGAUGGCCCGGCCUGAACUACCCGAAGGUUUCGGGGGCUGGCAGGUGGUGGACGCUACCCCACAGGAAACAAGCGAAGGAAUUUUCCAGUGCGGCCCGUGCCCUGUGGUAGCCGUGAAGAACGGGACGGUGUACCUGCCGUAUGACACCAUGUUCGUAUUUGCCGAAGUGAACGCGGACAAGGUGUAUUGGCAGAACGACUACGGUUACUUUGAGUUCCUCCGACAUGAAAAGAACUCUGUGGGAUUCCACAUGAGCACCAAGGCAGUUGGCACCUACGGGAGGGAAGACGUCACGGAGAACUACAAACACGCAGAAGGUUCUGACCAGGAGCGAGUGGCAGUCCGCAAGGCUGUGGGAUACGGCACUACACCGUGGACAUAUGAAGACAUCAUCAAAAAUGAAGAUGUGGAGUUUUCUAUCACUGCCAAUGAAGAGGCCUACGUUGGUCAGGACAUCGAAGUGACCCUGACCAUAAAGAACACCAGUGCGGAAUCUCGCCACAUCACAGCCCACCUGACGGUCAAUGCCACGUACUACACCGGCGUGCUGGGUGCACAACUGGGAGAGCUGGAGGAGGACGUGACCAUUCCACCAGGGGGAGUGGACACUGUCAAAAUGAGGAUGACCUCGAAGGAGUACCUGGACAAGCUGGUUGAGCAGUCCAUGAUCACGGUGUUCGUGCUGGCUCACGUGGACACCACCAAGCAGGUGUGGGCCGGGCAAGACGACUUCCGGCUCCUCAGCCACGAUCUCGUUAUCAAGGGACCAUCGGAGAUGGCUGUCGGUAAUCAGUACUGGGUGACAGUGGAGUUCAAAAACCCGCUGGACGUGUCCUUGACACAAGCGGUGUUCCGUAUCGAGGGUCCCGGACUGCAGAGGCCCAAGACCAUUCCUUACGGAACCAUCAUGCCCGGGGAAACAGCCCGUAUCGCAGAAGGUAUGACCCCCAUAAAGGCCGGAAAGAAGACCAUCGUGGCCUCCCUGACGUCUGUCCAGUUGCAGCAGGUCACCGGAGAGAGGGAAGUCACGGUCAAGCAGUUCUAG